AUGAAUGAUUCAGAAAAUACUAUUUGUACUGAAUAUAAAACUAGAGUGGAAGGCACUCACAAUAGUAUUAGUUCUAUACCACUAAGAACCUGCUUGAGCCAGGCUAUUCUUGAUAGAUACAAUAGACUCAAUUUAUCAUAUUAUAAAAAAAUGCAUGUGAUUCUUUAUUCUUUAAACACUCCAAAUAAAGAUGGUUCUAGAUUUAGAGUUAUUAAUAAAUAUACAUAUGGGCCAGAAUUACUUGAAAAAUGUAGAAGACUAGAAGAACAAAACCCAUAUGUAGCCUAUUUAUACUUGAAUCUAACCGUUACAUAUAAUGCUUAA
Messenger RNA from Pneumocystis jirovecii RU7, 324 nucleotides. RefSeq lists its product as uncharacterized. The coding region runs from base 1 to 324 and encodes 107 amino acids. The record is from RefSeq and is a predicted model, not a curated record. NCBI's taxonomy places the organism in Eukaryota, Fungi, Ascomycota, Pneumocystomycetes, Pneumocystales, Pneumocystaceae. The transcript is spliced from 5 exons.